Musa acuminata AAA Group (dessert banana) is the source of this 4800-nucleotide messenger RNA. Its product is annotated as dicarboxylate transporter 2.1, chloroplastic-like. Gene Ontology annotation, cellular component: membrane. Gene Ontology annotation, molecular function: transmembrane transporter activity. Bases 157 to 1854 code for a protein of 565 amino acids. Gene Ontology annotation, biological process: transmembrane transport. The record is from RefSeq and is a predicted model, not a curated record. The transcript has 6 exons. Lineage: Eukaryota; Viridiplantae; Streptophyta; Magnoliopsida; Zingiberales; Musaceae.
CGCUCAACCGCCGGUGGCGCUGGUUACAUACCAACGACUGGCUGACCGCUGCGCUCUUAGCCUGAGGGCCGGAACUCCUCCUCUCGCUAAUACCGGCGUUUCGGCUGACCCUCGGCCAAUCUCUCCCUUCUCUCGAAGCCGCCGAGCCUUGCGGAGAUGGAGCCCAUGGCCUCCCCGCUCGCUGCCCGCCCCUCCGCCUUGCUCCGCCGCCGGCCCAUCCCCGCCCUUUCCCGCCGCCGCCUCAUCUCUGCCACCCCCCUCCGCCCUCCUCCUCAGCCCUCCGCGGCGUACCCUCCCUCCAUCCGCCACCGCCGCCGUCGCCGCCCGAAACCCUCACUUUUCCCCGCCCGCUCCUCCUCGUCCCAAUCCGAUUCUCCAAAUCCCGCCUCCUCUCCUCUUCCGCUGCCGCCUCCGCGUGAGGGCGCGAAGCUUAUCCCCCUGGCAAUCUCCCUCGCCGUCGGUCUAGCCAUCUGGUUCCUCGUCCCCACACCCGCCGAGGUCACCCCGCAAGCGUGGCAGCUCCUCGCCAUCUUCCUGUCCACCAUCACCGGUUUCAUUCUCGGCCCGCUCCCAAUCGCGGCUUGGGCCUUCCUGGGCCUUACCGCCUCUGUCGCCACCAAGACCCUUACCUUCUCCGCAGCAUUCGAUGCGUUCGAGAACGAGGUGAUCUGGUUAAUCGUGAUAUCCUUCUUUUUCGCCAGGGGCUUCGUGAAGACUGGGCUCGGGGAUAGGAUUGCCACCUUCUUCGUGAAGUGGCUCGGGAAGAGCACACUGGGGCUUUCGUAUGGGCUCACCUUCAGUGAGGCUUUUAUCGCCCCUGCAAUGCCCAGCACCACCGCAAGGGCCGGUGGGGUGUUCUUGCCAAUCAUCCAAUCGCUGUCUCUCUCCGCCGGGAGUGAGCCAGGAGAUCGGUCGGCCGGUAGACUUGGAUCCUAUCUGGUUAUGUCCCAGUUCCAGUCUUCCAGUAAUUCAAGCGCACUUUUCCUAACUGCUGCAGCUCAAAAUCUGUUAUGCCUUAAAUUAGCCGAGGAACUAGGGAUCCAUAUUGCAAGUCCAUGGUUGUCAUGGUUUGAGGCUGCAAGUUUACCUGCCAUAGCCUCUCUUCUGGUUACUCCAUAUAUUUUGUAUAAGAUCUUCCCUCCAGAAAUUAAGGAUACACCAGAUGCACCUGCUAUAGCAACAAAGAGACUGGAAGAAAUGGGACCUGCGACAAGGAAUGAGUGGGUGAUGAUCUGUACAAUGGUCUUUGCAGUUUCCUUAUGGGUCUUUGGGAAUUGUUUGUUUCAUAGAGAUGCUCUUGGCAUAUCAAGUGUUGUUGCAGCAAUGCUUGGCCUAUCCAUCCUUCUACUUUUUGGUGUUCUGAAUUGGGAUGAUUGUCUUAGUGAGAAGUCUGCAUGGGAUACCUUGGCUUGGUUUGCAGUACUGGUUGGAAUGGCUGAACAGCUUACAAAUCUUGGAAUUGUGACAUGGAUGUCAAAUUGUGUUGCGGAGUCUCUCCAGCAUUUCUCACUGAGCUGGCCUGCCGCCUUCUGCAUUCUUCAGGCAUCUUAUUUCUUCAUUCACUACCUAUUUGCAAGUCAGACUGCACAUGUUGGAGCCUUGUAUUCAGCAUUUCUUGCCAUGCACUUGGCAGCUGGUGUUCCUAGUGUAUUGGCAACACUUGCAUUGGCAUACAACACAAAUCUUUUUGGUGCAUUAACACAUUAUAGCAGUGGUCAGGCUGCUGUAUAUUUUGGAGUGGGUUACUUGGACCUUCCUGAUAUAUUUAGGCUGGGCUUUAUAACAGCUUUGAUCAAUGCUUUAAUAUGGGCUUCUGUUGGUACCUUUUGGUGGAAAUUUCUAGGGCUGUAUUGAAGCUGAUGGUGGUGUAAGUUGAGAGAAGUCUUCCAUUAAUGAUACUUAAAGAUCCUCAAGCUUAUUCUGGAACCAUUCUUAAUUUCCUAGUUUCUGCUAAAGAAGACUUUCAGAUGAAUUACAGAUGCAGUUACAAGUUUACAAAUUCUUGGGAUGCAGCUAAUAUUUCCAUCUAAGAUUAAGGGGAAAUGUAUUUUUACCCUGUAUCUUAAAGCAGGUGCUUUAAAUGUCAUACAUAAAAAAAUUCACAUGGUCGAUUCUCCUAUUUGUUCAUCAUGAUAAAUUGGAUUCGUCCAUUGAGUUAAAGAACAAAUCCACCAGCAGACACUGGAAGAUAGAUCUGUGCUGUUUUUAUUUUGGCAUAUCUGACAACAAAAAAAGGUUGAUAGGAUAAGAUCUUGAAACUGAAAGAAUACAUUAUGAAUAGCUUGGAAUAGAUGCAUAUGGCUUUGACUUGUUUGAGUUUUGUGGUACUUGGAACAAAUAUUGAGCACACACUGGGCUUGGUGCACAAGAUUUAAUGCACAGAUUCACUGAAACAUCUCCAGUCAUCAGGUCAUGAGUUUCCCAAGCUAUUUUACUCAGCUUUAGCAAUUCCUGAUUCUUCAUAACUUUUGUUGGUAUUGUGGCUAAUCAAGGGGUAUUUUGCAUGCCUUUUACUUGCAACUUAUCAUGGAACUUCCCAACUUCCACAUGCAUAGUACAAAAUUAAAACCUCAUGUAGUAAAUUUAUGCUGCCACAUCCCUUUUGUCCCCAUGUUCUGACCAAUCCCCAUAUCCCUUAGCUUUGGAGGACAAGAAACUGAGUCUAUACAUGUGGAAUCAAUCUUUAGAUGUAGAUUUAGAUUUGAUUUGGAGUGAAAUUAAUGUUGAAAAUUGCAAUUGGUUUGGUUUGAUUAGAUCAUAAAAAAUAAUGCAAUUUUCAGGACAUCUUCUGGAUCUAAAAUUGACAUCUAUCAUGAACACAAUGAAAAAUGGUGAAGUUGUAUUCAUCUCCAAAAUAAUGUAAUGAGUUGCAGAGUGUUUUAAAACAUUAUCCAAACUGUUAUUGUUAAAAUAAUACAUCAAAAUGGGUUUGCCUUGUUGCCUUGACAAAUAUUUCCACUCAGAGCAUCAUGCCAAAUAAAAAUGAAGCAUAUCUCUUACUGCAGCAGUUUCUUCUUUUAUCCCCUAAAAGAGAAUAAGAACUAAGUUGUUAUUUCAAGUUGAAAUUAUAACAGACAUUGUAGUACAAAAAAGAUUGGAACGUUGGAAUUUCUCUCCAUAGAAUCAGAUUUACAAGUUUUGGCAAUCUAAGUUAGUCAUUAGCCAUCAUGUUUCUUUUUCUAUGUACAUCAUAAUUCAUAAAAUACAAAAAAAAGGUUAAGAAAUCAGGAAUAUGCAGAACUUCAAGUCAUUUUGAGGAGGUAUAUCCUUUACCUUGUUAUCAUUUUGAGCUUUGUAAAUCAAUGAAGGAGAACGAACAACAAACACUGGAUGGAUAUAUUCAACAAGUCAUCUUCUUCUUCUGCCAAUCAGCAGCAGAAGAUCAAACUUGAACGAAGAAAAGCAGCAGCAGAUCUGCUUUCAGUGGUAGCCUUUUCUGUGGUUUUCAGCACCUACGCACUUUGGCAUUUACUUUAUGUGACCACGACACUGGGUUUGUGCUGAAAGGGGGAAAGGAAGAGAUAAUUCCAAGUCGCUCCCCAUCUUUUCAGGCUUCCUGGCCACAUGACACCACCACGCAGAACAAAUAGCUCCCACCUUUUCCUUUCCCCCACUCUGCCUCAGCUUUUGCUUUUCUGCGUGCAGGAUUCCAUUAGGUGGAGUGCUUCCAUGGGCUCUACCAGGAGACGAGGAGAAAAUACCAAGCCGUCGCUCUCCCACACCUGUAGUUGACAGGGGACGCCCUCGGUGGCUGCCUUUUGGUCUGUAGUUCCAAGUGCUGGGUUGCAAUCCAUGGCUUGUGUGCAGUGAGAGGACAUCUCGUUCUGCGCUGUGACCUUUGCUUGGAUUCCCUGCCAGCUCGGGUUGUGUAGGCCAGCAAAGGGAGGUGCAUCUUCCUUUCAUGUGGAGCGUCAUGUCCUCCUCCCCAGGCCAGAAGGAGAUUUUUGGAGGGAUUUGGCAUCCUAACUCAUGCAGGUUCUGAACAUGACCUCCCAUUUCCACGCUCGAGCUUUUGCAGCGCUUCAUGUUGUUUGUGAAGCUAACAAGAGAUUUCAAUCUGGAGAACCAUGAAGGACUGGGAUUGUCGAAUGGCUGCGGGUUAAGUCGAGGUUGCUCCGCUCCAAUGGAUUACUUGUCGGUCUCUUUUGAAAGCCAAAGCAUCCUUCACCAGUUGAUCGUCAAAUCUUCUCCAGACCUGCAGUUUCUGCUUUACGGUCUUCUCUAUUCCGUCCCACAGUAACAAUUUUGGUUAGCAAGUAUGAUGCAGCCGGUACACGUACUGUCGAAUGACGACUCAUUCCGAACAUAAUAAUCAUCGACUCACAGUUGGUUGAAGUCAGCGUACCUUGUCGUAAGCCAGAAUUUGGAACAAGAACAUGGAAGGAUGAUGCUGCGACUGGCUAAGGUUUCUGCAGGACAUAAUGGAUGUAUAACUCUGGCUACCACUAGAGCUCCAAUUGCAGCUCAUGAUUUUUGCACCGCAAGUCUGCAAAACAAGAACGAGUUGAUGUCAGUGGUCCACACGAUCAUGAAGCAGACACUUUGUAAAGUAAGCAGAGAACAGCUCAGGAGACCUGUUGACAUACUUGGUUCUUGUUUUGCAGGAUGCAAGAGCUUUUUGAGGGGAAAUAUCAACGUCUUGAGAAUGCAAGAGAUUAAAGUUCUUUAUCGGAAAGAAAGUAAGAGAUGGAGUGAGAGAGAAGACCUCGUAAAGUUAAAGGGAAUCCCUCACCUACAUAUCAGUGUAAGAAGACUUUAAACUCCACUGGUGAGUGAAACUUUAUUAUGGUUCUUUUUGUA